Cryptosporidium muris RN66 is the source of this 606-nucleotide messenger RNA. RefSeq lists its product as uncharacterized. The coding region runs from base 1 to 606 and encodes 201 amino acids. The record is from RefSeq and is a predicted model, not a curated record. NCBI's taxonomy places the organism in Eukaryota, Apicomplexa, Conoidasida, Eucoccidiorida, Cryptosporidiidae. The transcript has a single exon.
AUGAUGCAAUGGUCUAGCUUAUUUUAUCCAAUAGAAGAAGAAUUAGUUUUUAACAAUAGAGGUGAAGUGGAACAUUUCAAAAAAUAUAUAUACUACUUAAUAUCAAUCCAUACAAUAUUUGGGAUAUUUAAUAUUGUUAAUGAAAAUAAAUUAACUAUUGGAGUAAUAGAAAUAACUUGCAUGGCAAUAUUUGGUUUAGCUACUGUAUUGAACACUAUACCAAUAUUAUAUCUUAUUUAUUCAGUCAUUAGUUGCUUAAGUUGUUUAGUGCACUUACGUUAUAUCCAUUUAUCAUACUUUGAAUUUUCUGAUAUUUAUAAUAUUAUAAAUAUUUGUGCAGUUAUUACCAGUUGCUGCUGUGCACUUUUAUCCAUUGAAAUAUACUUUUUGUUUGCAGAUUAUAUCUAUAACUUAUCUUCAUUGGGACUUUAUUAUUUUGAUUAUGAUGAUGAAUUAGUACAACAUAUUAAUCAAUCUAGUGAGGAUUUAGUUGAUGAAGAAUUUAAACCACAAAGUGAUACAGAAAACUUAUAUUUAGGCAGUAAUAAUAAACGAGAAUGUAUAAAAUCAUAUAUUCCAUUUGAAGGGAAGUACAGUAUGCUAUGA